AUGAAGCAACUUAUCGACGUCAAGUUGUCAUUCUUAAAAAGUUUACAGCCGCCAAACAGAAAACUCGAACACGAAGCACGUGCUUGCCUUUCGUUUGAAGCAAUGCCGAUUGCGAAUGACAAAGAAAUCAAAAGUAUCUUUCAAGACAUAACAUCAGAUGAAAUGGUGUCCGAAGCCAGCUUAGGAUCUGAAGCACUCCUGCCGAAAGGUCCUGUUUUGCUUCCAUCUGCCGCAUCGUCUGAUGUUCAUUCCAAGCCACGUGUGAGACGCAGAAGUCGCGAGGCUGGUUUCACACCAAGGUCAUCAGACAAAAGUCGAAAUAAUGUAGAAAAUUAUCUUGCCCCAACAACACGAAACAUAGUAUAUGAGUUAUCUUCAAUGCUUGAUCAAUCCUCGGAUUUCCAUGCAGACAACAAAAUGACUGAUCAGACACAAACACUUUAUGGACACCCGACGACAGGAUGUUUUGGUACAGAGGUUUGCCGUCAUCCAAGAUCUAAUCUCGGACAUCAUAUGGGAAAUGUUAUUGAUGAACAUAGUAUGACAGGGAUGGACUCUGAGCAGACAGAAAAACUGGCUCAAACUAUUAGCACUAGUUCUCAAACCAGCUAUGAUACAAGAAUGGACCAUAUUACUCGCGAAUCUGGUCAGUUUUCAACUGAAUCCGAAAGUGAGCGAGAUCUGGGAUUUUCCAGUCACAGCACCAGUAGCAGCUGUCAGUUUGAAACAAGUCCUACAGAGCAAGAGCAAGUCGAUGGCUCCUGGAAUAAUUUUCCUAUCGACUGGUCAGAUGCAGAAGCAGAUAUUUGUCAGCACGGAAACAACAAAAUUGACGACCUCAUUUACCAUUUUGAUAAGUUUUUUCGUGGACAGAUAGAAAAUAAAUUUACUGAGAUGGGAGAUUUUAUACACUCUUUGAUGACAGAGCAGCAGACACAUGUGAGAUACAUAGUCAACACGGCGGUUACCACCAGUCAGACUUUGACAUCGUUUGAAAAGGAUACAACCCUGGGAUCUCCUAUCCGAAAACUGACCCGUCUUUCUAGUAGUCAAGAAGUACCGGGCAGUCCAACAGUUAUGUCACCUGUCGCAGAAAAUGUAGAUUUGUCUAAAGGUCCGAGGACAACACACAAGUCUAUACAAGUAGAAGAUAAAAGGGAAAGAUUGCUACUAAGGAUCCUGUCAACAUCCUGUGCAGUAGGAUGUGUGUUACUUCGUCCAGAGUUCCACGCGUGAGUCUUGACCACGCUCUCUUAUGUGGAAGGCUUGACCCCGUCCUGUGUUGUGGAGAUGCGUUUCGUGGACAUUGACAUUUCUGAAUGUGGGUUGUACUGUGACCGGAUUUAACACAUGAAAAGUCCCGACCAACUACAGUGCUAGUACUAAGUUUCUUCCCGGAUGCCGUGAACACUAUUGACGAUUCUAUAUGAGGUUCUGAUGUGUUAGGGUGGUAGGACUUUAAUACGGGGAAAAGCCCCGGCGUGUUCCUACGUCAGUUCAUUCCGUGAAUUAGAAAAUCCUACCUGUAGAUCUAACUUAUGACAUGGAAAUGAAGUAAAUGGAAUCCUGACAUGCAUUUCAAGUUUACAUGGGGUCAAACAUUGUCAAACUACGUACAAUAGUAUUGUUAUAUUAUGAAGCGAACAUCUUUGCACUGCCACCAUUGUACAGCGAAAUAUCUGUCAAACUUUUUACUGGAGUGAUCUCCCCUUUAUCACGAAGGUCGUUUGCGCGUCGUUUAUAAAAAAAUACAUAGUUGAAUCGCAUUACUGCUACAGUGUAGCAAGGCGUUUGUCUUACGGUUAAAAACUAAAUAACGAAUAUACCUCCAAAAUAAAAACUGUUCAUUAUUUCAGCCCUAACAGAACAACACGGAGAGACUUGUAUCGGGGUAACAGCUGCACAUUAUGAACUGUUCGAAUCUGAAUUUGAAAAUACACAGUAU
This is a messenger RNA of Pecten maximus, 1945 nucleotides long. RefSeq lists its product as uncharacterized. Lineage: Eukaryota; Metazoa; Mollusca; Bivalvia; Pectinida; Pectinidae. Bases 1 to 1236 code for a protein of 411 amino acids. The transcript is spliced from 8 exons. The record is from RefSeq and is a predicted model, not a curated record.